AUGCUAUCGGUUCCUCGGGUAGCGGUAAGGACGCUAGCUUACACCAGAGUUAUGCGGCAUGGUAAUUACAAAUCAGGGUUUCAAUCAAGAUCAAUUUCGUCUAAUGAAGUUUUCAAUACAUCAACAAUACCUUCUACAUCUUCUUUCGAAAUUCCUUCUGCCCCUCUUCCUCCUGAAGCCGGUAGGACUAUAGAAGAAAUGAUCGCUAGCGGAGAAUCAGUGUUAUCUGAAUUAGGAUUAAUAUCUUGGUGGAAACCUUCUAGUUAUUUUAGAAUGGCUCUUGAAGGAAUUCAUACUUCUGUUGAUAUGCCGUGGUGGGCCACCAUUGUUUCAGCAACCAUAGCUUUACGUUUGGCUUUGAUUAUAGUACCUGUAAUGUCUCAACGAUUAGUUGCGAAGCAGUCACAAUAUAAAACAGAGUUGAAUGAGUUUAGAGAGCGAAUGGAAGAAGCUAGAAAAGAAGGAAACAAUAUGCUACAGCAGCAAGUUUUCAUGGAACAAAGAGACUUUUUACGUUCUAAAGAUAUUCGGUUGGGAAGACAAUUUAUGAUUCUUCUGGCCAACGGAGGUGUUUUCGCCACUCAAUUUUUCGCUAUUAAAAAGAUGAUAGCUGUUAAUUAUCCAGGUUUAUCAACAGGAGGAACUGCUUGGUUCACGGAUUUAACUAUGAGUGAUCCUUACUAUGCUCUGCCUUUCAUUAGUGCUGCCACUAUGGCUCUGGUUUCUCGGGUUGGUAUUGAAAUGGGAACUUCCGCUGACCAAAUGACCCCUGCUAUGAAGAUAGGAAUGCAAUAUGCUUUACCUGUUGUGAUUUUUGCGGUCAGCUCCCAGUUUGCUUCCGGUCUUUGCGUUUAUUGGUGCGCCUCUAACACAAUAUCUUUGGUAUAUGCAGGUGCUUUCAGAAAUGAAGCUGUGAGAAAACUGUUCAAAAUCCCUCCAGUUGUGAAACAUGACACACCUAAGAAACAAGACGGAGCUUUUAAACAGAUUAUGGCGAAUAUGAAAGCGAACAAAACCAUUCCACCAUCUAUAGCACAGUUGCGCGAACAAGAUGCACAACAAUUCAAGAAGGCUGGCCGAGGAAAGCCAAUAGUCAAAUAA
Auanema sp. JU1783 is the source of this 1101-nucleotide messenger RNA. The record is from the annotation of a GenBank genome assembly. NCBI's taxonomy places the organism in Eukaryota, Metazoa, Nematoda, Chromadorea, Rhabditida, Rhabditidae.